Scomber scombrus (Atlantic mackerel) is the source of this 3325-nucleotide messenger RNA. RefSeq names its product SPARC (osteonectin), cwcv and kazal like domains proteoglycan 3 (gene spock3). NCBI's taxonomy places the organism in Eukaryota, Metazoa, Chordata, Actinopteri, Scombriformes, Scombridae. The record is from RefSeq and is a predicted model, not a curated record. The transcript is spliced from 11 exons. Gene Ontology annotation, molecular function: protein binding; calcium ion binding. Bases 48 to 1232 code for a protein of 394 amino acids.
AAACGGCAGCGAGCACAUACAGUCUAGAGAGCAGCUGAUGCGACAAGAUGCUGAGCGUCGCCUUGCUGUGUGUGUGCGCCGUCGCCUUCGGACACGUCUGCGCUCGCUCCGACACCGGCAAUUUUUUGGAUGAUAAGUGGCUCGCUGGAAGAUGGGAUAAAUUCAGAGAUGAGCCUCGAACAUGGACUCCAUCCAAGCCCUUCGAUCAAGCCCUUGAUCCCACCAAAGACCCUUGUCAGAAGAUCAAAUGCAGUCGCCACAAGGUGUGCGUGGCUGAGGAUUAUAAGACUGCUGCUUGUGUCAGCCAGAGGAGAGUUAGUUUUAAAGAUGCCAAUUUGUACCAGAGUCCGGGGUCAAAGUGCAAACCCUGCCCUGUGGUUCACCCCACUCCAGUUUGUGGAACUGAUGGCCACACCUACUCCACCAAGUGUAAGUUAGACUACCAGGCAUGCAUCACAGGAAAGAAGAUUGCUGUGAAGUGUCCUGGUAUGUGCCCUUGCCCCUCUCAUUCUGAAGAGAGCUCUACUGAGAAGAAAGUGUGCAGUGAGUCAGACCUGAAGGAAGUAGUGAGUCGUCUGAGAGACUGGUUCAGAGCGCUGCACGAGAACGGCAACCAUAAUAGAGUCAAGAUCCAGAAGCCAGAGAAGAACAAGUUCGAAGUUGGAGCAUCACCUAUAUGUAAGGAUCCUCUGGGAUGGAUGUUCUCCCGCCUGGACACAAACUUUGACCUCCAGCUCGACCAGUCAGAGAUCAAGAGCCUCUAUGUGGACAGGAAUGAGCCAUGCUCUGAUGCGUUCUUCAAAUCCUGUGAUACACAUGCUGAUAAAGUUAUAACCAGCUCGGAGUGGUGCACAUGUUUCCAGAGGUACACAGAUUCCCCUUGCAAAGCAGAGCUGUCCAGUAUCAACAAAAAGCAAGCGGGGAAGAAGCUUCUUGGUCAGUACCUGCCAUCCUGUGAUGAGGAAGGUUACUACAGGUCCCACCAGUGCCACAGCAGCAGUGGCCAGUGCUGGUGUGUGGAUCGUUAUGGCAACGAAGUAGCUAGCUCACGCACCCAUGGGCCUGCAGACUGCGGUGUGAUUUUGGAGUCUUCUGGGGACCUUGGCAGCGGAGAUUCAAUGUUCACUGAUGAUGAUGAAGACUCCUUUGUCCUCAGCGACCAGGCUGGAAUGGAUGACGAGGACGACGAGGAUGAGGACGACGAUGACGACAAUGAUGAAUAUCUGUCGUAAUUUUGAAAAAGAAAACAAAAAAAAAGAAAAACUGCACGUUUCUAGGUGACUCCCCAGGCAGAUACUUAAUCGUACUAACAGCCUAUGGACUACUCUCUGUGUAUUGUUUGUUCAUAAGUUUUAAAAAAAGAAGAGAAAAACAAUAUUCCUGGCAAAUGUUUUUGAUUUCUCCUCCUGUCUAAGUAAAAAAUAUGAUUGGUUAAUGGCACUUGUUCACUUGUCAACCAGAGAAUAUUACAAGGACUAAUCGACAACCAAUCCAGUGCUUUGGAUUUGACCACAUGUGCAAAGACCUCUCCCUUCAUUGGACAGUCCAUCCCUUCUAGUGUGUCCUGUCCUUGUGCAGCACUCUGAUGCCUGCUGAUGCCUGAGGCGCAAUGUUAAAGAGAUUUCCCCCUCUUCAUUCCUCCUCCUUUCUUCCCUCACCCCUUUUACUCCUUAUCAAACGUUCCUGUGUAUAGGUGGGAUGUUGAUGAUGUAGAUAAGAGAAUAUUGCACUCUUUAGGUUUCUUUUGAUCUUGAUUUGUAAUUGUGACUGUAACUGUGUGGAAAAAAACAAGAUAAGAGUUACACAUGCUUCAUUAGGAAAAUUAAGGCAAAAACACAGUGUGAGCUGGAUAACAAUCAAAACCGACAUGCUAGCUGUUUUUCACUGAGACACAAAUCAAGUCAAAUCAUCUAAAAGGGGCAGCAACAAGGAAAGACAAAUUGCCACUUGGGGGAAAAAGCCAGUGGUGUUGGGGGGGGGAAAUUAUUAUCUAUUUUUCUAAUCCAUUGUUUGAUGAAUACAGGAGAUGAAACAGAUUUGUUGUAGCAUGUCUAACACUGCGUGAUGUUGUUUCACUCUGUAGAACCAGAGGCUAAACCUUUGUGGAACUCAACAUAUAAAGGAGCUCGAGGUUGGAAAAAUUCCCUCAAGCGUGUACAGAUGAAACUACACUUACAUGAACAACUCGAGCUACAAACCUGUGUGAUAGAAAAUGUUUACUCAUCUUUAAUACAUCAAAAAACCUCAUUACAGUUCAGAAGAAAACAUGGUGUUGAUGUAAAUUUUCAGAUUUGAAUCUUGGGCUUGAUGUGAUUUGAGCACACAGUAUAACAGAACAAAUCUCUUGCAUAGUAAUAAAACCGCAGAGCCAUGCAAACGUCUGGCAGGUGGAUAAAGGUGAAGGUGUGCCUUUUACUGGUAAUGACAGAUGGUGGUAACGGUGGGAGAAGCAUGAUCACUGGACUAAACCUGACUUAAGCUCGUCAUUACACUGAAUAAGAGUGGCUUUUUUCUGUCAAGCUCAGAUACUGUUUGGUUUUGGUAUGGCUUGUGUUUUGGGUCUGUCUUACGAUGAUGUUACAUAGGCCAUAUUUCAGAUCUUAUUUGUUACAAAGGAUAGCUAGAAUGUAGAGAAGCACAGAGAUAAUUAAGGCUUAAGAAUCACUUAGACUCUGCUGGAUUUGAAAAUGUUUUAUAUAUUAGUACACUGGCUAGAGAAAGCUUUGGUUUAGACAGCUUUAUAUGAGAAAAGAUUAUCAUCUUUCAGUGUUUACUUAUAUUUUGUUUCAGAAGCUUAAUUUUUACCUGAUCUGCUCUAACUACUUAUAGUGUAUAUCUGUUGCAGUUGAAAUCUGAAACUGAUCCCAGAUUUGUGUAUUCUUUGUGAGUCCUGUGACUGUUUAUGCAGACCUGGGACCAGCUGUACUCCUUAUGUUAAUUUUCAACUAUUAAUCUGCCAUUGGGCUUCAUUUUGAAUUAAACAUCUCUUGAAAUUCCAUGUUAAGACCUUAAAAGUGCCAUCAUAACUAUCCAAUAGUUUGUUUAUUUUUGGGUUUUUUUUGUUUUUUGUUUUGCUCUCCGUCAUCCCUUUUAACAUGGAAUUUCACUCCACUCAAUGAACUGGAGAUAAUUCAGUCUUAAAGUGUGCUGUUUCAUGAGUGUGAUGACUUGCAAAUCAUUUUUGAGGACCUCAGACACUGUAGCCACUCUCAACCAAUAACAUACUGUCAUCACAGUUCUGAUAGCGUUCAAAGGUUAUGAUACAGAUGCAUUUUUUACAGUGUAUGUAUGAUUUGCUGAAAUAAAAGCUAUAUUGACCAAUGUU